GGGCACCGGCAAAAACCCGCGCGAACUCGCGUACAAUCCAGCAAAGAUCACACGCACCUACCCGCUGUUGGGCUCUUGAGGACGAGGCGCGCUCGCGGCGGCUUUUGGCUACUCGGGGGAUCGAUCGGCACCGGCUGAUGAUGGCUUCGUCGUCGAGGCGGCUGCUCGCGGUCGUCCUCGCCGUGCUCGCGGUCGUUUUCCUCGCGUGCGCGGGCGUCGCCGGAGCGGCGAGGCCGGCGCCGGCAGCGAUGGGCGGAGGGGAGGAGGCCGCGGCGGCGGCGUACCUGGUGGUGGACCCGGCGGCGGCGGUGGUGGAGAAGGCGAGGGAGACGGUGGAGAUGCUCAUGGCGAGGCUGCCGGCGGGGCCCAGCCCCAGGGGGCCCGGCCACUAGCGCGGAUACGGUCGUACCCGGGUGGAUUACAAUUGCAAGCAGGACGUGUAUACAGAUCGAGGCCACGCGAGAGCGUGGCAUACACAUAGGUUGAUGAUGGUAUGCGAAACUGUAUACUCUGCCAAGGCACGCACUUGGUGGUGUCUUGGUUACAAGAUUCUUUCAUACACUUCUUUCUUUUAAUUUUCUUGGUUAUUACUAGCAUUGCAUUAGGCUUUGCAGAAGAGUGCCCAUUUCUGUACCACACAACUACUGUUCCAAUGAGAUUAUAAAUUCAACGUGGAAUUGUUACAAG
Molecule: messenger RNA, 687 nt
Organism: Setaria italica (foxtail millet)
Lineage: Eukaryota; Viridiplantae; Streptophyta; Magnoliopsida; Poales; Poaceae
Exons: 1
Coding region: 138-392 (84 amino acids)
Biological process (GO): defense response
Source: RefSeq, a predicted model, not a curated record